UCCGAAACCCAAACAGUUUAUUGUUUUGUGAAACUUUGGACGUAUAAUCUCUGUUGAUAUGCAAUAUGAAAUUACUCAGUAUGUCAAGCGAUAGCAAAACUUUUAUUUUACCAUGAGAUUACAAUACUUUCUUUUGGAGACUCAGUUUUUGCUGACAUUCGUUGGUGCUGUUUUUGCAGUGUCGUUCUAUGGUGAGAGCUAUGUGCACAUCCCAUACAGGGCGGGGCUGGAGACCACGGACCUUGAGCUGCGGUUCAAGGCAUCCCAGCCGUACGGUGUCCUGCUGCUCCUAGUCGGCUCUCAGGACUUCCUUCUUCUGCAACUGCAUGCCGGCACGCUACAGCUUAAGGUGAACUAUGGUGAUGCUGAAACAGUCCUUGACCUUGGCAGGCACAGAUAUGAUGACCUUGCUUGGCACUCUGUCAAGGUCACCAGGUCAGCCAAUGUCAUCACCAUGGUUAUUGAUGACUCCACCACUGCAAGAGAAAGAAUACAGGGCGAUUACAGGCAACUCAACAUCAAUGUGGGAAUAUAUCUUGGUGGAGUGGACUCUAAAACUGCAGCUAUGUUCAACCAUGACCUGAGAUUCUUCCGUGGUACUUUCAGCAAUGUAUUAUUCAACACUAUGGAUCUAGUUGAUAUGGGCCGACAGAUAACUGAUCCCACUAGUGUAAAAGAAGUGUCAUGGGACAUCGAUCCAAUAUUUAGUGCUCCUCGAGACAGUCCAGUGUCCUUUCUCUCUGAGACGUCCUUUGUAUCUUUUUCCCACAUCCACCCAACCAACGAGAGAACUGUGUCAUUCCUGGUGAAAACACAGACAGCUACAGCUCUGCUUCUGUACAGCUUUACUCACGUCACAAAUGAAAAACAUUACAUAGCAUUAGAAAUUAUCAACCACAAACUAAAACUAAGCAUUGGAAAAGAUGGUAGCAUAAUAAGUUUAGAAGCUCAGCAGGAAUUACGGGAUCAGUGGCAUCAGAUAGAUAUUACUGUCUCGCCCACAUACCUUGAACUAGUCAUAGAUGGAAUAAGAAACAUGAAAAAACUGGAGGAGAAGGUCAGUGCCAUAUAUGGAGGUGUCAUAUAUGUAGGUGGUGUUAAUCAAAAUGCACGGGCAGCUGCUAGACAGGACAGCCUGGAGAGUCUUCAAAGUGAAAAUGGCAUGAAAGGAGGCAUACUAGGGUGUGUGGAUAAACUGGUCAUUAAUUCCCGGGCAUACAAUAUACAUAAUAUUCACUCUAGUAGACUGAUAAGUUCCCAUUGUGGGACUGAUUCUAAAUGUGAGGGGGGUAGAUGUGGCAUGGAGCCCCCAGGUAAAGCCUCUGUCGAGAUGACACCACACUCCGACUCAAACAGGGAUGAGUUUCAACUGCUGGCAGUCAACCCUGUGGUUGUGGGUGAAGGCUCACAAGUAACACUGUCCACUGACAAUAUUGAGAUUGUAUAUGACUUUAAGCAGUUGGGCAUUCGUGAAUCUGGUAUAAUGAUAUAUGUGGUGAAAAAGCCAAAAUAUGGAGAAAUUGAAGUUGAUCUUGGUCGAAGAAGAAACAGUGAUGUAUUUACCUACCUGGACAUUCUUGGUAAAAAAGUCAAGUAUAAGCACUUUGGUUCUGAAGAGGUUUAUGAUGAAGUUUUAAUGGAAGUUGAAAUAGUUGCCAGCAGUAGAUCCACAGAAGAUCAAUUUCCUGAAAGAAUACAGCAGCGAUUUGACUUUGUAUUGCCAGUGACAAUUAGGCCAGUAAAUGAUGCCCCUGAAAUAGUUUUACAAAACAAUGGCAUUUUAAGAAUAAUUGAAAAUACCAAAGUCAGAAUAAGUCCAGAGUUUCUGUAUACAAAUGAUGCCGACACAUCCCCUUCCCAGUUGACCUAUAUUGUGAUAGAGCCGCCCAAUCAGGGCUACUUCGAGCGUAGUGGCCGCAGUGGAGAACGCAUCACCGAAUUCACUCAGGCUGAGGUCAACAACCGUGACAUCUGGUUCCUCCAUAUAGGCUCUGGGAACGCUCAAGUUAGUCUCAAAGUCAAUGAUGGUCACUCCUCCAGUGACCCAGCUAGAAUAUUUGUACAGACUGUGCAGCUUAACUUGACUGUUUUGAAGAACACUGGGCUUUUGUUGCCACAGGGCUCGUUCUGUAAGAUUUCCACAGAAAACCUGACCACAGUGAGCAAUGUGCCAGAGCAGGAGGUGGAGAUCCGCUAUGAUGUAAGGCGGACACCCCGGUACGGGGUGCUGGAGAGGCAGCAGUAUGCCAAUGGGGAGUGGCAGGAGGUCUCCUCUUUUGCACAGAGGCACAUUGACAAUGGACAUGUUAGGUACCGUUCACUUGGCGACACUGAUGCCCCGCUGUCAGAUGAAUUUAGUUUCACGGUGACGGCCAAUAGCUACUCCACGCCAUUCUCCUUCUUCCGUAUUCAGUUUGAGCAGGUCUACCUGAAAGUUGAGGAGAGCAAGCUGGUUCUGCUCCACGAGCCGUAUGGCACGCUGACCCAGGAAAACCUCCAUGCAUCCACAAACAACCCCCAACUACUUUCAGGCAAGAUUGUGUAUGAACUCAUCAGGCCUCCCAGCAUGGGAAACUUCUUCAAGAUCCAGGGGCCUUCUGGGUUAGGGAGACAUGUGGAUUUUACGGGACUAACUCCAUUAAGUCAGGCUAGUUAUUUCACACAGGAGGAUAUAAAUAGUGGGAAGAUUUAUUAUAAUUUGAAAACAAGUGCAUAUGAAAAUAUCAAGGAUUUUACUGACAUGCGAGUACACACAGUUGGUACUGAUGCCAAAACUGUAAGGUUAUGGAUCGAGUUUCUACCUCAGAAAAGUGAUGUGACUUUUAUAAGUAAUGGACUUAAGGAUGUUAUUGAAGGUGGGCAGAAGGGCAUUGAUAGAUUCAGUCUGUUUGUUCAGACAGACCAGUUCAGAGUGUUUGAGUUUACUGUCACCUCAAAGCCAAAGUAUGGUGUGUUGAGCUUAAUAGACCCCAGAUCUUCUGUAGUUGUGUCUCAAGAUGUGAACACUUUUACCACUAAUGAUAUCAAGGAUAACAGACUGGUUUACCAACAUGAUGACUCUGAACAUGACACAGAUUCCUUCACAUUCACUGCAGUACCAGACAUUUCCAGAGCGAGUCAGCCUCACAAUAACAUUCCAGAAUACACAGGAACUUUUGAAAUACAGAUGCUGAUGAGAAAUGACAAGCCGCCUGAACGACUUGUAGACAAGGUUUUUCAUGUAGUAAAAAAUGAUGAAAAGCUUCUAACUAUUGACGAUCUAGCUUUCACCGACCCUGAUAUAAACUUUGACCCAGCAAAUCUUGUGUACACACGAAGGCGCAUUUCCAAUGGACAAUUCCUAAGUGCACGUAAUAGAUCACAAAUUUAUCAGUUCAAACAGAGAGACCUUACUAACCGAGAAAUACUUUUCAAACAUUAUGGUGAAGAUAAUGGGCGUGCUGAUAUUGAUGUAACUGACGGUCAGUUCUAUACAAACUGUGUACUGGAGAUAAAAGCCGGGCCACCUGUUCUCAGGAUCAGUGAAAACACAGGCUCGAGGGUCAAAAAUGGUCAGAGAGCUACGAUUGCAACACACAACCUUACAGUAGAAACAAACAUGAACAUUGAUGAAAGUGAAAUACAUUUUGUUCUAAGGGAACAGCCAAAGCAUGGCAAUUUGGAGAUAGAUGGCAAAAUAGUUGAUGAGUUUGUGUACAAGGACUUGAUUUUAAACAGAUUGGAAUAUAAUCAUAAAGGAAAAUCCAGUGAUGAUGAUUACUUUACAUUUACUCUAGUGGCUAAAGACCUUGAAGUGGAUGGACAUUUCUCAAUAGAUGUUGUUUUGCAAUCCUCUCAGCAGCCACCUCGGGUCAUCAACAAUCGUGGUCUGAAAGUGUUCGUGGGCCGGGACAGAAAUGUUAUUAAGCAGAGUGAUCUCCUCAUAACCCAGUCUGACACCGACCCUGCCAACAUGGAAUACCUGAUACUUGUGCUUCCCAAACAUGGCGAUAUCUAUGUGAAACAUGUGAAGUUAGUUUCUGAAGUUGAAAUGACGUUUACUCAAACUGAUAUUAAUGAUGGAAACGUGGAGUAUGAACCAGUGGUUGAUAGUGCCACAACUGAUCAGUUUAUAUUUGAAGUUUCAAAUGGGGUUGAAGCUCUUAGGGGAUUGGAGUUUAUGAUUGACAUUGUGCCAUAUUCAUUGUCAUUGCAUAUUCAGAAUUUUUCAGUAAUUGAAGGCGGAAAAAAGAUUUUGUCAUCUGAACAAAUAAAAGUUGAUGAGAAUUUUUCACAAAAACAAAACCUUGUUUUCACUCUUAAGGAACAGCCAAACUAUGGAAGAGUUGAAUUGGAUGAUAGGAAAGGUAUAGCUAUUGAUAGCUUUACAUCAAAUGAACUUGCACGAGGCUUGGUGUCCUAUGUACAUGACAAUAGUGAAAGUAAACUGGAUUAUUUCUCAAUCACCGUCAGUGAGGGCAGUCCAUCUAAGGAAAGUGAAAUUGCAUCCAUCUAUGUGGAAGUUGAAGGCAUAAACGAUGAAGCUCCAAUGAUUGUACAGAAUCUGGGUUUGAAAGUUUGGCGAGGCUCGAUGACCCAGAUCACUCCAGAGAUUCUAAGUGCGCGUGACCCAGACUCCUCUGCUGAAGAGCUAGUGUACCGUAUCUCGCCCCCGACCAACGGUCACAUCUCCAUGCUCAACAACACCUUUAAGGGCAUCACCACCUUCCGACAGUCAUGGAUCAACGAUGACCUGCUCGUCUUUGUCCAGGAAGGGCCAUCAAAGGGCCAGUUCUCAUUUCAAGUAAGUGAUGGAGUCAACACCAGCCCACUGUCAGUGUUCACAGUUGAGGCGGAGUCGCUUGUCCUCACCUGCCACACCCCCAACAUCCUCCAUGCCUACCCCAACUACAUCCAGCCAAUCACAGAGCAGCAACUCAUCACAGUAACCAAUGAUUUGGAACAGUCUAAACCAAUCAUAUAUACCAUAACAGCAGAACCUAAGCAUGGGUCCAUUGUCAAACUUGAAAAUGGUGAACCAGUGCGAGUGAAGUCCUUUAACCAAAAGGAUGUGAACUCUUCUCUCAUAUUUUACAAGCACUCUGGUGAUUUGCAAGGAUGGACUCAAAAUGAUAGCAUUGAAUUUACUGUGAAUACAUUGUACGCUGAACCAUUAAACAGACAAUCUCUACAAGUAUAUAUUUCUUAUGGAAAUCUUAAUGCUGAAAAUAAGAAUCAGUUAAUUAAAACUUCGCCAAUCAAGGUGGAUGAGGGUGGGGAAAUGAUAGUUGCAAAGAACAAUUUAGAUGUGACAGAAUUUAUUACAAACCUGGAGAGGUUGGGAAAGCGUGCCAGUCUUAGAUUUAGUUUGAAAGAUCCACCACGACAUGGUACAUUGAUUUAUCAAAAUGUGGACUUGGAGAAGAAAGAGAGAUUCAGUCAAAGAAAUAUCAAUUCCCAUCAGUUAAUCUACCAGCAUGAUGAUUCAGACACAUCAUUUGACACCUUUAACCUAACUCUUCACCUUCGUAUUGAAGAGCACUCUCUUACACACGGUGAAAACCAAGAGACAACAUUUGGACUGGUUCUCAAUAUUUCUAUACAACCAGUCAAUGAUGAACCAAUUCAACUUGUUACCAUGCAUCCUGGCAUUGACAUUGUGCAAGGAUUCACAGAGAUUAUAAACAGGUCAGUGCUGUAUGCUGUAGACAAAGACACCCCACCAGAGUUACUUGUGUAUGAAAUAUCUACAGAACCCAGCAAUGGACAUGUUGGCUUCAUUGAAGAUAUAGACAAAAAAAUCCAGCGCUUCACCCAGUUGCACAUCAAUGAAGGUCGAAUAGCAUUCAAACACAAUUUCCAUGGGGAUUCUGGAUUGUUCUAUUUCAAACUCUCAGAUGGCAGAGAACCUAUAAUAGAGGAUUUUAAAGUGAAUGUCACAAAAGUGUAUCUGAGUAUAACAAAAAAUAUGACCAUUAAAAUUGUUCAGUCAAAUAACAUUGCAAAAAUUGCCCAAGAUAAUAUAAAUGUGACAACCAAUGGUUUACGUGAAAAAGUUAUUUUUACUUUAAUGGCGAGACAACCCCGGUAUGGCAAAAUUUAUGUCAAUGGCAGAAUGUCUAACAGUUUUUCACAGGAAAAUAUUGAUGAUGGUGAAGUUAGUUACUACCAAAAGGAUAAGGCAUCAGGCUCUGACCAUUUUGAGUUUUCUGUCCAAUAUGUGCAUGAUCCAUAUUCAAAAGUGAUAUUCUAUGACAGAGUGAGCAUGGCUGUAACUGUGGAGCCUCUUGUUUCCAUGCAACCGUUAGAGGCCCCCAAGGGGGAGCGUGUGGCCAUAACUUUACACAGUCUCGAUGCCAGCGUCCUGGCUGAAAGAACAGGAGAUAACCCUUUGUAUACCAUAUCUGGUGGACCUUACUUUGGAGAACUUGUGAAAACUUCCCAUUCAAAGAGGCAAGUUCACCAGGAAAGCUACCGAAGGAGAAUGGGUUUAAAAAGUGUUGAUAAAUUCUCUCAUGAGGAUAUAGUUUACAUGAAAGUGUUUUAUAAAAGUGAUAUUCAAAAUACAAAUAGUUUCAUUAAAGAUAAUUUCAGUUUUGUGUUAACGUCAUAUAAUGCUCAACCAGCAAGUGGUAUAUUUUACAUAGGGCUGAUGCCCUCAGGAAAUAUUCCUAUAGUUCCAGUGACAAAGCCCACCUCUGGGGAGGUCAACACAAAUGUGUUUAUGCCAGUAACUCCCACCAGUGUACCAGGCGGGGAAGAAUUGCACAGAAACAAUGAAACUGUGGAACCUAGUCGGUUAAAACCUGAUCAUGUGAUAAUUUUAGCCAUUUCUAUUCCUUUAUUGAUAGCUCUCAUUUUCAUCAUAUUAAUCAUUUACAUUGUGUGGAGAAGUAAGCGAAAGCAGGGUUAUACGCCUUCAUCUAAGAAAUCCCCUCAUCUCCGGCCCCAAAUAAGUGGACCAUUUCAAAUAGAACAACCCCAUGUUCAUAUAGAGCCCCAGGGGCGGGGCAGCCUAGACUCUGAGGAAAGCAAGUCAUUAAUUGUAGAAUAUGAGAACACGCACAACAUUCCCAACACCAGUAGGCAGAGCUCUGAGGAGGCAGAUACUAUAGCCCCUAUGAUAAUGUGUGUACCAAAGUCUGAGAGUGCACACACCCAGCCACGUUCCCCUGACCUGUCGCGUACAGAGGUGAGCAGCACAGUUCCCACAUGCAAGGUGACUCCGCUUGUGAGCCACAGGGAAGGGGAGGAGCUAGAGGGGGCUGUAGGGGGUUGCAGUGAUGACCAGCGCCAGUCCCUGAGCAGCAUGGGUGACAUGAUAGACUGGAUUACGAGCGACCCAGAGCUCCUGGAACAUUGCGCCUCCUCCAGCCCGCCAGAGCUCAGGGGCAGCAAAUACUGGGUGUAAGGGGUGUGUUUACUAGUUGAAGUAGAAUGUAACAAUUUUCAUGUUAUCCUUUGUUUUUAUGAACGAUAAUGUUAAUUUAAAGAUAUGUUUUGGAUUUUGACUGAAGUUGUCGAAAUGUGGAUAUGGUUAUAUUUGCAUUUUCAUGGUUGAAAUUUACAUCAUUUUGGAGAUCUUAUUUUCAGCAUCGUCAGAUAUGUUACGCAUUUUAAUUGUCAUUUUUGGGCCCUUGAUUUUUGUGCAAGUAUUGGAUCUAAAGUAUGGUAUUCAAUCUGAAUUGAAGUGUAUGUCUUGAAUUUAUCUGUUGACUAAAAAACUUACAUUUUGUAUGUUUGUUACAAAAUAGUUCAAUAUAAAGGAUACAAUUAUAUGAGUUUUCUUCUGUUGCACAUUUUGAUCUUCAAUUUAGUGGGGCUAUGAGGUUUAUAUUCACUUUUUGUUAAAUCACUGUUUUAAAAUUUAAGUACGGUAUGAAAUUUAUAUACAUUGUUGUAAAAUUUUAUCUCUUUGAAAAUGAGGUUGUGUUUUAUCCACAAAUUUAAUUAUACCACACUGUUACUUAAUGAUAAAGUAUUAUUUCAUAACUGACAAUGAUUGUGUUUUGUUAUUCAGUAUUAUCGUGAUUUAUAAUCCACUUUGUUUCUAUGUGAGAAAUAGAAUAUAAUAAAACAUUCUGAUUAAAAAAUGAGAAAUUAACAUUUUUCAUGAAUAAAAAUAGUCAUAUUUCGAAAGGUUUUUAUAAGGCACCAUUUUUAUUUAAAGACAGUAAAAAUUCAUGUACAUACGAAUAAUUUGCAAUGGAACUAGUGUAAAAAAUGAGUGUUAAUUCAUUUGACAGCUUUUAUAUUAUAAUAUACCUUAAAGGGUGUCUCAAAUAUGUCAUUGUGAAUUCAUUUUGUGCUUUUAAAAAUAAGUAAUUUUAUAAUUUGUAGUUUAAGAUGAUUUCAGAUAUAAUUUGUUACGCUAUUUACAUUUCUAUGAAUGAGUUACAUAGCAUUUGUAUGGAAUAAAUUAAUGUAUAGGAUGUGUACAAUUACCAAAGAUCAUUACGUCAAGUGUUUAACAGAAUGAAUCAAAGUGUUUUACACAAAUUAGGGAAUUAGUUUGAAUGGUCUGUCUUGCGGAUUUUAAAGCAGGAGUUGGCAUUGCAGUGCUGUGUCUAGUCACUUGACAUUAUUGUGCCAGUUACACAUGAUCAAAUUCAUACCAGACGUUUAUGUUUCAAAGUCUUUGGAGUAUGUUCAUUGAUGUUUUUUAACCAGAAAUGAAAAAGUUAAAGAUUUUAACACAGCUGUACGUAUACUUGAACACAACUGUACCUAAAAUUGAACACAACUACAUAUUUCAGGAUAAUUAUGAUUUUAUGAGUUUAAUGAUACAUUUUGUUGAGUUGUGAAUAUUAUUGCCAAUAUCUUUAAUGUAACAUCAUUUUUGAUUGAUUUUAAUUGUUGUCAUUGUCACCACCAUCAUUAUCGUCAUUGUUAUCAAUCAUCAUCAUCAUCAUCAUCAUCAUCAUCAUCAUCAUCAUCAUCAUCAUCAUCACCACCACCACCACCACCACCACCACCACCACCACCACCACCACCACCACCAUCAUCAUUAUCAUCAUCAUCACCAACAACACCACCAACACUACUAUCACCACAACCACCGCCAUUAUGGUCACUUUUACGUAGAUCUGAAUGAAUGAUUUGUUAAUACUCAUUAUGCAUAAUAUCUUCCAUUCAAUACAAUAGUAUCAUUCCAGCUUUGGUGUUUUCUUCUAUGUAUGUUCUGUUAGAGCUAGAUGUAUUUAUAUAUAUAUGUAUAUAUAUGCCAUACCAUACAGAUUGUUUUACACAUUUAAUGUUUGAAUAUUACCUUGUUUUCUUAAUCUACGCAUUUAACUUGAUUUAGUAUUUGGAUAUUUUUUGUAUCCUCUCGAUAUUUAUAACAGAAGCAACUGGUUGCAUUUUAAUAUUCCCUUUUGAAAUAUUAAAUGUACUAUUUGUGGAUUUGUACUGUCAGUUGUUCGUAACUGUUGUUUGUUUGUAUUGUUGCAGGUAUAUUGUAAGAAUUAUGUAUUUAAUUAUACAUAUAAUAAUUAUUUCCUAACUUGAACUGGAAAUGGUAUUUAUGCUGUUAGAUGAUACUGUUUCUGAAUUGUUUAGUACUGGUAUAUAUGUAUGUUGUUUAAAAGCCUGAUCUUUAUAUUUUUUCCAAAAACAAAUCAUGACUCCAAUAUGAUAUUAAUUUCUCAAUGAACUUAAAUAUAAUUAUAAGGGUAUAUCUUCCUAAUAUUUGAUUUGCUCAAUAAAUAAGAGAGAGAAUAUAAUUCAUUAGGACAAUGCUGAAAUAAUGUAUUAGAUACUAAGAACGCACACAAUUUCUAGUGCAAGUGAUACAAUCAGUUAAUACAAGUAGAGUGUAUUUAUUUGGAGAGGAGGUCUUCUGUUUCUGUUUCCAAAUUAAAUUUAGUUUCCAAAGUAAUUUAAUUGCUAAGUUUGAUGAAACUACUGUUCUAUUAAGCUUGACUUAAAAGCAAUACACAUAUUUUCUUGACGGGCAUGAAUUGUAUUUAGUGCUAUUUUCUUGAACCAAUGCCUGUACACUACGUUUCAAUUCAAGUUCUACAUAUGCAGAGUUUGAUGGAUUUGAUGUCAUAUUUAUAUUCAAUAUUUGGUGCAGCAGUUCUUUGCCAGUUCUGGAAAGACAUUGAGGGUUAUUUAUAGUUAUGGAGGGGUGCUGCAUCCUGUUGUUUUUUGGUAGCAACCUUUUGCUUCAUUGAGACCAGCAUGUGCAUACUUUUACCUCCAUGGAAUUAAAUGCUUAACGCUGUCAAAUAUUUCUUUUCUGAUUAAAAUUUAAUAUAUGAUUAUAAAUAGAUCUACAUACAAACUUAAAUAUUUGGCAGUUGAAACCAAAUAUUACUUCUAUUAAACACAAUUCCUAACGUUUUCUAUGAAAUUCAGAAUAUUUUUAAGUUUUUCACCUUUGAUACAGUGUGCCAUUUUUGCCCUUUUCUGCAGUACCCUGUCAUUUAUAAAACCUGGCUAAAACCCUAACAAUGUUUCUCGAAAUAAACUUUCCACAAUGAAAACUUUUCUCUAUAGGUUUUGUAAGCAAUGUAAAAUAAUUUAACUUUUCAAAAUAUUGAAGGACGAUCUUUAUGGAAUGACUAUUGCCUUUGUUGAGACUUAGUUUCUACUAUAUAAUGGAUAAUAUUCUGGUAUUGUUUUAUGGGGCUAAACUACAGCAGAUAAAAUAGUGCUUUACCAGCACUCAUGAUUGCCUUUUUCUUCUUGCAUGUGUAAUUAAAUGCAUUUGUUAAACCUUGAAUAAAACAUGGUUAAAACUUAA
This is a messenger RNA of Mya arenaria, 10726 nucleotides long. Its product is annotated as chondroitin sulfate proteoglycan 4-like. The coding region runs from base 113 to 7390 and encodes 2425 amino acids. The transcript has 5 exons. The record is from RefSeq and is a predicted model, not a curated record. NCBI's taxonomy places the organism in Eukaryota, Metazoa, Mollusca, Bivalvia, Myida, Myidae.